AUGUACAUCCUGGAGCUCAACUACGGGGAUGGCGAGAUCCACCGGCAUUUUCUGCUGCCGGACCAGACAUAUACGCUGGGCAGGAAGACGUGCCGAAUCCUGCUUCCAGCGGCUGAACCGUCCAUCUCGCGCCACCACGCCACGAUCUUUGUAGCAGCGAUGCCCCGCUAUAGCGUCCUGGACCCCUCAGCGCAGCUGGAGAUCCGCAUCGAAGAUGUAUCGAAGCACGGCACUUUUGUCGACCGCGAGCGCAUCGGCAAGGGCAACUCGCGAUUCUUGUACCCGGAGGACCGUAUUCGACUCGGCCUUCGCGUCACGGCGCGAAUCAUUCCGGUGAUGCUCGUGCUCGCCAUCUCGCCAGACUUAACAGACGCAAGUUUAGACUUAGUGCUGGACGCGUGCGUGCACGUUGGCGCCCUCGUCGUCGAGGACUCCAUCCCGGCACCACUUUCGUACUACGAGCAGCACAUCAACUGCAUCGGCUUUCUGUACGUUGCAGAGGACAGCUUCAGGAUGGAGGAGACGAUGAUGACCGCACUCGGGCACGGUUACACGCUCGUGACGCCACACUACAUUGCUAAUUUGGUUCGCAGCCUUGAGAAGAAGAGCACGCUGAUGCCGGGAGAGUUUCCGUCGCCCUCCUCGCCACUGCCGGCGUCUCACACGCUGCGCGGUGUGCAUUACCGCCGCCCCGCCCAUACCUUUUUCUCCGUCACGGAGUUCCUGUCUAUUGGCCGCCCGAUGAUGGCCGAAAUCUUCCGCGACUGCACGGUUGUGCUGCUAGAGAGCGCCCUGGAGGAGAUCUACAGUGGGGUGCUGCGCCUGUUUGGUGGCACCGUAGAGGCGGUGGCGCUGGAUGCCAUCGAUGCGUGGCGCUCGCGGCAGUCGUCCUCACCACCGUUCCCGCUGACCACCGUCGUGCUCGUUGGUGAGGCGGACUUCCGCAGUGUGUCGAACGAGGUCAUCGAGCGCGGCGGUGGUCGGGGGGUGUUCUCGACGGAGCACGCGCACCCCGUCAUCUGCGGCUAUCUCACCAUGUACAAGUACGGCGUCUGCCUCAUACCAGAGGAGAACGUGCACCUCGCGCUUUACCGUAAUGACCUCACGGAGCUGAAUGCGAAGCCGACAUCGCGCUACCUCCAGCGCACCGCCGAUGACUUGCUGGCCGAUGCGGCGCCGUCGUCUGCGGACGCUGCCCCGCUGCUCAGGCGAAGCGGAACGUUCACCGGCUCGAGCUCAGCCAGCCGCCGGGGCAGCACCACCCGCGUGUCGGAGUCGCCGGCUAACGCGUCAACAUCACCAGCGGCUACGAUCGACCCGGCACCGGUCCUUGCCAGACGUUCGCGCGAGCCCUCCUUCCAUGCCGGCUACUCGCCUAGUCGGGCAGACAAAGAUGGCAACGCGCCGGCAGCGGCGCGGCCGGCAACCACUGCCCCGACGGCGGCUACGGCAAGCUCGACUGGGGACGUGCGGAGCUGCGACAGCUCUCGCAGCGCCAGUCCUCAUCCCGCCAGCUCUCUCCACUUUGCUCAUAGCGCUGGUAGUGAGUCGGCAGCUCAGGAGAAACGCUCGAAUAGCGCCUCUGCAGGUUCGUCUCCCUACACUGCGGCCCCAGCCACCACGUCCGUUGCUACGGUGCUGCCAUCAGCAAACUUGAACGGGACUAGCCACGCGCCGGAUACAGCUACCUCAUCCACCCACUCUCUGCUGACGUCGGUGGCGACAACCGCGUCGUUGUCAGCCGGUGCUGGCGGCGGCGGCGGUGCCACCACCGCCUUUCGAUGCGGAGACAGGUCUGUCUCCGCAACGUCUGCAAGUACGGCGACGCUUGCCCCGAGCGCGGCGCCGGCGCCGCAGCGCCUGCGCGUCAAUACUGCCCGGCGCAACUCGCACCCGUUCUCACUCUCAGCCCGGCAGCGCAACGGUGGCGAGGAGAGCGACGACGAGGAGUGCACCAACAACGGCACCGGCGGCGUGCUGGAGCCUGAGGAGGCGGAGGGUUCUCAGUGGCACCGCCGCGGCGCAGCCUCGUUGACCCGCCGCGCGAGCGGCAGUCUGCGUCGCUCCAGUAUAGACAACACCACUAAGAUGCUCCCGCUGAGGAGCGAGGGGAUUGUGCGCUUGCUCUCCGGUACUGGCUCGGCGUUGCAGCCACCUGGCGCUGCCGCGGCUGGAAGCGCUCGCGGCCACCAGGCAUCCACAACACUUGACGAGCGGCCCCAGCGGCGUCCGCAUGUAAGCUCCGAGGAACGGUGGUGCAACUCUGCGCGUGGGGUAUGGCUCCGCUGCAGCAACACCGAGGAUACCGAGAGCUCAGCAGCUAAGGGCGCUGUGCCCCCGCUGACGUCAUCGUCUUCCACCUCUCCAGCCACAGCCGGCCCCACGGGCGGCACGACUGCCGCCGUGAUGGUACUUCACCGCGCAGGACAGCCGAAGAGCGUCCCUGCGCUAACCACACCCGCAGUCGCCGCACCGGCGGGCGAGCCUGCACCAUCAAAACCGAAGCACUCAGAACGCAUGAACGGAAACCCGAUCGGCAAAGGCAGUGAGACGGCCCAUCCGCCUCUCCCCAUCCGCCGCGGAGAGCAGCGCUUAGUCAGCACAUCAGCUUCAGCACCCUGCUGUGGCCUUGUGCGUCUGAACCCAUCUCUCGACCUCGUCCGCAGUGGGAGGUAUCACGACAGCGAGCGGUGCACGACGCCGGAGCACGAUGUUGUUGUACACACCGCAUCGAAGGUAGGUGUGUCGCCUCCGCGGCAGCGCGUCGAAGCGGUGCGCAUCGGAUCCGCGUCAGGGCGGCGUAUGCUGCUCUCCCGCGACUUGGAGCCUUCUCUGCCUUCUCACAUCGAACCCGCAGAGGGUAGCGCUGACGAUAUAGGUAACCCACGCAGCGUCGUGCGGUGCGAAUAUCUUUGCAAUGGCAACCGACAACUGCCCGGUACCGCCGCCCGCCCUGUCUCCGCACGGCGGGCGUCUUCUUCCUUUCAACGCUGUGACAGCUCGCAGAUGCGGGAGAUGGCCACGCCGUGUCGUCUCAUGACCCCGCGCUUGUCCAGCAGCGUACCACGCAGUCGCUCUACCCAGGCACAGGGCAGCGUGCAGCGCAGUUGGUCGCAACUCGCCACAGACGAUGGCACAGCGCACAAGACGAGCAUCGGUUAUUUGAGGGAAGGCCGCAGCGGUGGCGCCUCGGCGCGGCACGGCAGCAUUCAGCGACGCCACGGAAGCCCCACCCAAGGCAACGAAGCGUCAUGUGCCGCGACGACGUCGUCGAACCUUUCCGUGGCGGCACCGAUUCCGGGCCUGCGCAACGGCAGUGUCAACUCAGGCAGGUCUACCACGAAUAAUGUGACGGUAGAGUCGUACUUGCAGAUGAACAAGGAGUUGCACUUGCACUGCCAGAACUUUAUGAGCAGCUUCCUCGACAACUUCGUAAGCGACGCGGAGCGGACUGCGCGGUGCGUGGUGCGACAGGCCUACAUGGAUCCCCCGAGCAAGCAGAUGCUGAAGGACGGGGUGGGGCGCGUGUUGGAGUUCUUGUACUACGUCAAUGGCACCUACCCUGACAUACCAGCCAUGUACAGCACCACCAGCACCCGCGCUGCGUGUCAUCAAGUGUGGCAGAAAUCCCACUACGCCCUCAGCAAGGUCAAGUCCUGCUAUAAGGCAGUGAACUGCAAGGUGCCAUCGGUGCUAACCCGUGCCUGCGCCGCCCUCAGCACACGUGCUGUGCCACCCCCGCAUCACAGGCGACUCACCUCCAUCACCGCCAGGGCCGAGGCCGGACCAUCGCAGCGCAUGAGUGCCUUCUAG
Molecule: messenger RNA, 3813 nt
Organism: Leishmania major strain Friedlin
Lineage: Eukaryota; Euglenozoa; Kinetoplastea; Trypanosomatida; Trypanosomatidae
Exons: 1
Coding region: 1-3813 (1270 amino acids)
Biological process (GO): mitotic G2 DNA damage checkpoint signaling; double-strand break repair via homologous recombination
Cellular component (GO): Mre11 complex
Molecular function (GO): damaged DNA binding; protein binding
Source: RefSeq, a predicted model, not a curated record